Messenger RNA from Brenthis ino (lesser marbled fritillary), 5424 nucleotides. The record is from the annotation of a GenBank genome assembly. NCBI's taxonomy places the organism in Eukaryota, Metazoa, Arthropoda, Insecta, Lepidoptera, Nymphalidae.
AUGAUGGUGGAGACGCACCGCGUGCCGCCGCCCCGAUGUGCGCGCGCGCUCGAUCCCCGCAGCAAGCCCGUGUCUGCCUCGGCGCCGCCCUCGCUGGCUGGCAGCGGCACCGUCAUGCACCUGCGUCGCCGCCGCCACAAGACUGUUCAUUUUGGAGAAAACCUCCUCAUGCAAGUUUGCGCCGAUCGUGCACAUUUGGCAGCGCUCGGAGCGAGAGUGCCAGAUAUAUCGUUUUGCCACAAAUCACACACAGGCCUCUCUAAGGAAGAUGCACGAUUUUGUUGCGUGGCGCACCACUGUUGCUUGGCUGCAGGGGCUCUUGUAGCACUGACGUCAAACGGACGUCCGAAACCGCAUAGAGAGCGUAGCGCAGAUUCACAUUCAAGUGGCGGAGAAACCGCAGACAAAGGAGAAGGCGGUGGCGGAUCGGUAUCAAAGGAACCGAAGCGUAAAACUAAACAUCACCACCACCAUCACCAUCACCACCACCAUAAAACACACACUUGUCCUUAUCACGAUGUUGCACCUCCUCCCGAAGAUGAGCCUGAGGAAAAAUCACUAGUGCCAAAAAAGACCGUAUCGCCUUAUUUAUAUAUACCUAGCAAAUUAGAACCAAAUGUGCAACAAUUAUUCAGUUUUAUUGAAAGUGUAUUGAGUGCGUGGGCUGCUGAGGAAGGGCUUACGAGUGCUGGGGAAUAUUCCGAACCAGAUGAACGUAUAGUUCGUCGACGAAAACUGAAUAAAUAUAAAAAACGCACAGAUGUUCUCAAUAUACGAAGGAUUGUUUAUGAAGUAUCUAUUCUACAAGGCGCAAAGCUUCUUGGUAAUGUAAGAUUCCGUCAUUAUCACUGGAAAGGGACUGCGCAAACUUGUAAUGAAGCAUUUCUUCGUAAGAUAUCAGAUGAUGAUCGCAUGUCGCUGACCACAGCCGUGUCUGAUGAAGAAGACCCCGGUGAGAGCGCAAUGAACUCUCCCUAUAAGGGUAAACAGACGGGAGCCGCGGCUGCCUCCUUCAACUGCACCGGUGCUGUCAGGAAGGCUGGGUUUUUAAGCGUGAAGAAGUGGCUACUCCGUAAGAAGCAUCAGAUUGAACUAGCUCGCAAGCGAGGUUGGAAAGGUUACUGGGUGUGUCUGAAAGGAACAACCCUCUUGUUCUAUCCUUGUGACUCCCGCGAGGGCCGGUCUGUGGAAGCUGCGCCGAAACAUCUCAUUAUAGUCGAUGGAGCUAUCAUGCAACCUAUACCUGAGCAUCCCAAACGUGAUUACAUAUUCUGUUUGAGUACGGCCUUCGGCGAUGCAUAUCUAUUUCAAGCCCCGUGCCAGGUGGAGCUUGAAAACUGGGUAAAUAGCAUACAUAGUGCAUGUGCUGCGGCAUUCGCACGUCAUCGCGGCAAAACUGGAACCCUCCACCUACUUCAAGAAGAAAUUUACCGCCUCGAGAAAGCCAUAGAAUCAGACCACAAGUUAAAACAUAUGGCUGAUUUGCAACAGUCAGUAGUAUCGGACCUGGAAACAAGAGCACAGUUGGCUGGACAGAUGCUGCAAUGGGAAGAAAAUCUUGAAAGAUUGCAUUGCGAACAAUUCCGCCUUCGUUGCUACAUGGCUAGCCUACAGAGCAGUGAGCUUCCUAAUCCUAAGUCGUUACUAACGCAUGUCUCACGCGGAACUAAGAGCACUCUGAACAAGCUGGGCGUGUUCACGGUGUCGUCAUUCCAUGCUUUUAUCUGCGCUCGCUCGCCGUCUCUCCUGAACAAUUUGCUGGCGGGCAGGGGCGCCACCAAGCGUAGGGCUCCCAAUCUCUCCAGGUCAAACUCGGGCUCCAGUCGACGCUCUAUGCAGAUGUCGCGUGAAGACGGCGAAGCCGCGGUGCGGGUGUCGCUGCCCGAGGGCACCACCGCGACGGUGGGCGUGCGCGAGGGCAUGUCUGUGGAAGAAUUCCUCGCGGCCGCCUGCGCUCGCCGCUCACUCAACCCUCUGGAGCACUUCGUGCGAGUCAAGAAACGACGCGACAUGGAAGACCAUAAUUACUUUGUACCACACAGAAGUGAUCUCAUCGAGACAUACCUGCACACACAUGAGGUGGUAGAAGUUUGUGCAAAAAUUUUAUACCAAGUGGAGCUUCAGCGCAAUACACUAGAACAAAUGUGGGGAUUCAGCGUCGAGGCCGAGCUCAUAGAGAACGCGGAACGACAAGACGAGCUUUGCUGCUACGUUAGUCGUGUGGAGGACAAGAGCGUCGCCAUGCAAAAUGGUAUUAUCAAAGGCGAUGAAAUAAUGGUGAUUAAUGGCGCGAUCGUAUCUGACCUAGAUAUGAUGUAUUUGGAGAGCGUUUUACAAGAGGAGCUCUCGUUGGUUAUGAUGAUGAGGUCGUCGCGCACGGAGCCGCCGGAGCCGAGCGGCGCCAUGCGUGCGGCCACGGACGACAUCAUCGACGCGCUGGUGUGCCCGCCGCCGCCCAGCGAGCCGCCCGUCAUCUCCGACGACAUGAUAUCCGGGCUCAUCGUGCCGGCGCCUGCCUGGAGUAAAGAGCUGUACAGCCCUGACACCGAUGCACACGGCGACGCGACAAGUACAGGCCCGCCGAAGGUUAGCUCUCGAACUAACUCCUUCGAGAUCGAGAACCUCCUCAAGUAUGGGCGUGGUGUGUCUGGUGUGCGGCAGAGCGCGGAGCAGGUGACGGGCUGGUGCCGCUCGCCGGCCGACACGCGGCGCGGCAGCCCCACGGGCAGCGCCGGCGCCGCCGCCACGCCCUCGCGCCACCUGUCCGACGCCGACCGCCUGCGCAAGGUGCUGCUCGAGCUCGUGGACACCGAGCGCGCCUACGUCAAGCAUCUAAAUAACUUAUUGGAGAACUACUUGGAACCUCUGAAGAAAGAAACUUUUUUAUCAAAUGCCGAAAUCAACGCUCUGUUUGGAAACAUUCAAGAGAUUGUAACUUUCCAAAGACAAUUCUUGCAAAACUUAGAAGAAGCGCUUGAGGCUGAACCCAACUUCAACCACUUCGAAUUUUCAAACCAAUUCAAGAACGUUCUUUUCGCCGUUGGAAAUGCCUUUCUUUAUUACGUCAAUCAUUUCAAAUUAUACAGUUCUUUCUGCGCUAGUCACAGUAAGGCACAAAAAGUCUUACAUCCAAAUGAAGGCAAUCAGGCGCUUCAAGAGUUCCUUGCGGCUCGUAAUCCUAAACAGCAACAUUCCUCGACUUUAGAAUCAUAUUUAAUCAAACCAAUACAAAGGAUUCUUAAAUAUCCACUGCUACUACAACAGUUAAGAAAUUUGACUGAUGUGAAUUCUGAAGAACAUUUUCAUUUAAUAGAAGCUUUAAAAGGAAUGGAGAAAGUUGCAGAACACAUCAACGAGAUGCAACGAAUACACGAAGAAUAUGGAGCUAUAUUCGAUCAUUUGUUUAGACAACAUCAAAAAUCUUGUAAACAACCUAUUGACCUUAGCCCAGGUGAUUUAUUGUAUUAUGGAGGUGUAGAAUGGUUAAAUAUAUCCGACUUUUUAGGAAAAAUAAAGAAAGGACUAGAGUUACAUGCUAUGUGUUUUGUAUUUAAAUCGGCUGUUGUCUUCCUCUGUAAAGAAAGACUGAGACAAAAGAAGAAGUUAAUGGGAGUAUCUUCUAAAAACAAUUCAAACGAAGUAGAAAUCAUACGAUAUCAAGUUUUGAUACCGGUUACGGAAGUGCAAGUGCGAGCCUCUUCGGCUAAAGACAUGGACAGUCAUUUCCUUUGGGAGCUGAUCCACUUGCGCAGUCAGCUUCAACGUCGCUCGGAAAAAGUUUAUGUGCUGUCGAACAGCACGGCGGACUUCCGCAACGCGUUCCUGAAGACGAUCCGGCAGAUCAUUCGCGAGUCCGUGCGCAACAUGUCGCUGCCGAGCGCGCGCCCCGCGCCGCCCGCGCCGCCGCGCGCUCCCCACGCGCCCGCCGCGCCGCACGCGCUGCACGCGCCCGACCGCCCCAAGCACCAGGUACAGGUCAUACAAGGAUCUCAAACUCUUGGAAAGACGAAGAAACCUAAAACUACUGGACAACGAUUAUCUGCCGGAAAUAUUGAGGUCGGUGAUUUAUCUCGAGAAAACUCACAAGAUGCUGACGAACCGCCUCAAAUGUCUGAGAUAUCAUCCGACGAAACUACAUUUAGACAAAGGAGCAAAACACUUGGCGAUACAGCAGCGGAGAACGCGCAGAGCGCGGAGGGUGGGUCGCGGUCGGAGGGCGAGGACGCGCCGCCGCCGCCCGCGCGGCGCGGGCUCGGCCGGACUCCCAACCACCUGACGCUCAGCACCACAUCUACAUUGAGCGCUGGGAGUACUGGCAGUCAAGCCCGACUCAUUCAGUCUUCUCAUCAACCUACACAAUAUCAACCGACGAUGGUCAAAGAAUUAGGUAAGCAAGGAUCUCAAUCGCUUAAAUCUUCCCCAGAAAGGAAAAGCUCGUCGACUUCGGAAAAAAAGAUUAAAGUGAUCCGUUCCGGCAGCGGCAACAACAUCAAUAGGGAACGGUCUCCGGUAAGACCCGUUGACCAUAUCUCACCAGACAGAGACCGCGUUACUAAAGUCAUCAUUUGCAAAUCACCCAAUAAAUCUAGUUUGAAGCACGGUAAUAAGACUCUACAUAGAUCACCACGAGGCAGCUUCGACCAGUCUAAGUCUCCUCGAGGAUCGAUCGACAAAUCCCGCUCGCCUCAACAAAGCUUCGACGGCACUAGAUCACCUCGCGGGAGUAUUAUGAAGUCCAGGGAAAGUAGUCUCGAUAGAGCAAAAUCACCAAAACCUACGCCUAAAAAAGGCAUAAUGCGGACUCCACAGGCGAGCUUCGACAGAUCACCGUGCAAAUCCCCUAACACAAGCCGACGGUCGUCUAAAUCAAGUGGCGAGAAAUUAGCAAAGCUCGGCACUAAUUCUUUGGACAGAAUGACUCAUUAUUCCCAAUUAGCGAAAGUUGAAGACAAAGCUAUGAAAAUGGGUAUCGUCGUUUCUAAAUCUACAGAGUCUAUUGCCAAAGCCAUCGAGCACCCUACGCUCGCCGGUGUGGAAACCGCGCGAGGUGGAGGCGCCGCCCGCGCCCACCACACUGCCGCGCAGCCAGCGCCCCGCGCCGCGCGCGCCGCACCUCUCUGCCAGCCGCAAGUCCCUCGCGCCGGACCACCGCCACUAGCCACCCCGCUCCCACCCCCACUCCCACUCCCCCUCCCCGUCCCACUCCCACUCCCCGACCCACUCCCACUCCCCGACCCACUCCCGGUCAACGGUGGAUUUGCCCAACAUGACUCCUACAUGAAAUUGGAUUUGCUCAUCAAGGGCACACCCCGUAAUAGUAUUUGCUCCUACAUGCGAUGGAUCAUCUCACGCUCAGUUGUGGAUUCGCUCAUCAAGAGCACCUCUGUAAUAAAUAUAUUGUCCCUACUUAAUAAAAGCAUGCGA